Gongylonema pulchrum is the source of this 1323-nucleotide messenger RNA. NCBI's taxonomy places the organism in Eukaryota, Metazoa, Nematoda, Chromadorea, Rhabditida, Gongylonematidae. The record is from the annotation of a GenBank genome assembly.
CAAAAUCAGAAGCUGACCAAAGAGGAGGACGCUGUUGCGCGCUAUGUUCGGUUCAACUGUCCGACCAAAACAACAAUGUUUGAGGGCAAUGAACAAAAUCAGAAGCUGACCAAAGAAGAGGACGCUGUUGCGCGCUAUGUGCGAUUCAACUGUCCGACCAAAACAACAAUGUUUGAGGGCAAUGAAGUUCAUUAUUUCACUGGUGCGAAGGCAGUGGAUACGUUGUACGAGUCGAAAAAAUACGGUCAUGCAGCGAAGAAUGUGAAAUUUCCCACUCGACAGGCUGCUGUAAUGUUUAUGAGGACACUUCUUGAAAAGGGCCUCCUUUUUCGCGCAAGAAAGCUUGUCCCCAAGAAGCGAGAUGACAAGGAUUUGAAAGAAAAGGCUCGUGGUGAUGCGAGUAAGUCACCGAAAAAGAAGCCCGUGAAAGAGGGAUAUUCGGAAAAGGAAAAGAAAGAGGAGGGGAAAAAAGAAAGUGACGAGAACGAAGAUGAAAAUGAGAAAGAAAAAGGGGAAAAAAAGAAAAAGGACGAAGAGGAAAAAAAGAAGCGGAAGGUGAAGUUAGAGUUGCAUCAGGAGCAGACGUUCAAUGAUUCAAACGAUGUUUAUGUGUGGAUUUUUGAUCCAACACCACUAUUUAAAAAAGUUAUUGGUGCUCUUAUGGUGCUGGGGACGAUAGCGGGUUGUUUAUUUCCACUUUGGCCAAUGUGGCUCCGUCAGGCUGUGUAUUAUCUUUCGAUUGCUGGUUUGGCCUGCUUUGGCUUACUCAUCGGUGUUGCUGUCGCACGGACAAUUUUAUUUGCGAUAAUUUGGGCGGUUACAAUGGGCCGACAUAAACUGUGGUUGUUGCCGAACUUGACCGAAGACUGUGGCUUCUUCGAAUCAUUCCAGCCGUGGUACACCUAUGAAUAUUGCCCAGGCGGCAUCAUUGCUAGUGGUAAAAAGAAGAAAAAAACAACGGAUGGAAAAAAGAAAUCCGAUGAUGAGGAACCUUUGCUGGAUAAAAGCGCCAAAGCUGGUGACCAGGAGAAGUCGGUCAAGGACGAAAAUUUAGCUGAGAGAAAAUCACAAAAAACUGUUAGUGAACAGGGCAAAAAUGCUGGCGCAGGAAAUGGAGAGCUCGGAAAUGGGGAUGAAAGCGACGAAACAGAUGAGGAAUCGGACGGAAGUUCGAAUUCCGACGAUAAAAGUAGUGAAGAAUCAGGUGGAUCAGCAACAAAUAUUGGUGAGCAAGCCGGUGAUGCGAGAGGUGACACACGAAAAGCGCGUCUAAGGAGGCGAGUGAGAAAAGCAGAUGAUGAUUUCAUACUUGUUGAUAAGUGA